CCCGGGCGCGCGAGCUGGAGGCAGCGGAGCCACCCCCACCCCCACCCCGCGCAGCGCCGCCCGCCGCCGCCACAGCUCUCUCCCCUCCCGCCCCCGGCGGAGGCCGAGGGACGGGGCGGGGGGCUCCCGCAGGAGGGCUGUUGGCCUGCUGCUGUGCUGCUGAACAGUAUGCAGUCCUUUAGAGAGCAAAGCAGUUACCACGGAAACCAGCAAAGCUACCCACAGGAGGUACACAGCUCAUCCCGGAUAGAGGAGUUCAGCCCUCGUCAGGCCCAGAUGUUCCAGAAUUUUGGAGGUGCAGGUGGCAGUAGUGGUGGCAGUGGCAGUAGCAGUGGCGGUGGACGACGAGGAGCAGCAGCUGCUGCAGCAGCAAUGGCUAGCGAGACCUCUGGCCAUCAAGGUUACCAGGGUUUCAGGAAAGAGGCUGGAGAUUUUUACUACAUGGCAGGCAACAAAGACCCUGUGGCUACAGGAACCCCACAGCCUCCUCAGCGAAGGCCUUCUGGGCCUGUGCAGAGCUAUGGACCCCCUCAGGGGAGCAGCUUUGGCAAUCAGUAUGGGAGUGAGGGUCAUGUGGGCCAGUUUCAAGCACAGCAUUCUGGCCUUGGCAGUGUGUCGCAUUAUCAGCAGGAUUACACAGGGCCUUUCUCUCCAGGGAGUGCUCAGUACCAACAGCAGGCUUCCAGCCAGCAGCAGCAGCAGCAGCAAGUCCAGCAGUUGCGACAACAGCUUUACCAGUCCCAUCAGCCCCUGCCGCAGGCCACUGGCCAGCCAGCAUCCAGUUCAUCCCAUCUACAGCCAAUGCAGCGGCCCUCAACUCUGCCAUCCUCUGCUGCUGGUUACCAGUUAAGAGUGGGUCAGUUUGGCCAACACUACCAGUCUUCUGCUUCCUCCUCCUCCUCCUCCUCCUUCCCUUCACCACAGCGUUUUAGCCAGUCUGGACAGAGCUAUGAUGGCAGUUACAGUGUGAAUGCUGGAUCUCAGUAUGAAGGGCACAAUGUGGGUUCUAAUGCACAGGCUUAUGGAACACAAUCCAAUUACAGCUAUCAGCCUCAAUCUAUGAAAAAUUUUGAACAGGCAAAGAUUCCACAGGGGACCCAACAGGGGCAGCAGCAGCAGCAACCGCAGCAGCAACAACACCCUCCUCAGCAUGUGAUGCAGUAUACCAAUGCUGCCACCAAGCUGCCCCUGCAAAGCCAGGUGGGGCAAUACAGCCAGCCUGAGGUUCCUGUGAGGUCCCCCAUGCAGUUUCACCAGAACUUCAGCCCCAUUUCUAACCCUUCCCCAGCUGCCUCUGUGGUUCAGUCUCCAAGCUGUAGUUCUACCCCAUCUCCUCUCAUGCAGACUGGGGAGAAUCUUCAGUGUGGGCAAGGCAGUGUGCCUAUGGGUUCCAGAAACAGAAUUUUACAGUUAAUGCCUCAACUCAGUCCAACCCCAUCAAUGAUGCCCAGUCCUAAUUCUCAUGCCGCAGGCUUCAAAGGGUUUGGACUAGAAGGGGUACCAGAAAAGCGACUGACAGAUCCUGGGUUGAGUAGUUUGAGUGCUCUGAGUACUCAAGUAGCCAAUCUUCCUAACACUGUACAGCACAUGUUACUUUCUGAUGCCCUAACUCCUCAGAAGAAGACCUCUAAGAGGCCCUCAUCUUCCAAGAAAGCAGACAGCUGCACAAACUCUGAAGGCUCCUCACAACCUGAAGAACAGCUGAAGUCCCCUAUGGCAGAAUCGUUAGAUGGAGGCUGCUCCAGCAGUUCAGAGGAUCAAGGUGAGAGAGUGCGGCAACUAAGUGGCCAGAGCACCAGCUCUGACACCACCUACAAAGGUGGAGCCUCAGAGAAAGCUGGCUCCUCACCGGCACAAGGUGCUCAGAAUGAACCCCCCAGACUCAAUGCUAGUCCCGCAGCUAGAGAAGAGGCCUCCUCACCAGGUGCUAAGGACAUGCCAUUGUCAUCCGACGGGAACCCAAAAGUCAAUGAGAAGACAGUUGGGGUGAUUGUAUCCCGGGAAGCCAUGACAAGUCGGGUAGAAAAGCCUGGUGGACAAGAUAAAGGCUCCCAAGAGGAUGAUUCUGCAGCCACUCAAAGGCCAUCUAGCAAUGGUGGGGCAAAGGAAACCAGUCAUGCAUCACUUCCCCAGCCAGAGCCUGCAGGAGGAGGGGGGAGCAAAGGAAACAAGAAUGGCGAUAACAACUCCAACCAUAAUGGAGAGGGAAAUGGCCAGAGUGGCCACUCUGCAGCAGGCCCUGGUUUUGCAAGCAGAACUGAACCUAGCAAAUCUCCCGGAAGUCUGCGCUAUAGUUAUAAAGAUAGUUUCGGGUCAGCUGUGCCACGAAAUGUCAGUGGCUUUCCUCAGUUUCCUUCAGGGCAAGAAAAAGGAGAUUUCACUGGUCAUGGGGAACGAAAGGGUAGAAAUGAAAAGUUUCCAAGCCUCCUGCAGGAAGUACUUCAGGGUUACCACCACCACCCCGACAGGAGAUAUUCUAGGAGUACUCAGGAGCAUCAGGGGAUGGCUGGUAGCCUAGAAGGAUCUGCAAGGCCCAAUGUCUUGGUUAGUCAAACCAAUGAAUUAGCUAGCAGGAGCCUUCUGAACAAAAGCAUUGGGUCUCUAUUAGAAAAUCCCCACUGGGGCCCCUGGGAAAGGAAAUCAAGCAGCACAGCUCCUGAAAUGAAACAGAUCAAUUUGACUGACUAUCCAAUUCCCAGAAAGUUUGAAAUAGAGCCUCAAUCAUCAGCCCAUGAACCUGGGGGUUCCCUCUCUGAAAGAAGAUCAGUGAUCUGUGAUAUUUCUCCACUAAGACAGAUUGUCAGGGACCCAGGGGCUCACUCACUGGGACAUAUGAGUGCCGACACCAGGAUUGGGAGGAAUGACCGUCUCAAUCCAAGUUUAAGUCAGUCGGUCAUUCUUCCAGGUGGUUUGGUGUCCAUGGAAACAAAGCUGAAAUCCCAGAGUGGGCAGAUAAAAGAGGAGGACUUUGAACAGUCUAAAUCCCAAGCUAGUUUCAACAAGAAAUCUGGAGACCACUGCCAUCCUUCUAGCAUUAAGCAUGAGUCUUACCGUGGCAAUGCCAACCCUGGAGCAGCAACCCAUGAUGCCCUUUCAGACUACGGCCCACAAGACAGCAGACCCACGCCAAUGCGGCGGGUUCCUGGCAGAGUUGGUGGUCGAGAGGGCAUGAGGGGUCGGUCUCCUUCUCAAUAUCAUGACUUUGCAGAAAAAUUGAAGAUGUCUCCUGGGCGGAGCAGAGGCCCAGGGGGAGACCCUCAUCACAUGAAUCCACACAUGACCUUUUCAGAGAGGGCCAACCGGAGUUCUUUACAUGCUCCCUUUUCUCCCAACUCAGAAAGCCUGGCCUCCGCUUAUCAUGCAAAUACUCGGGCUCAUGCUUAUGGGGACCCAAACGCAGGUUUGAAUUCUCAGCUGCAUUAUAAGAGACAGAUGUACCAACAGCAACCAGAGGAGUAUAAAGACUGGAGCAGCAGUUCUGCUCAGGGAGUAAUUGCUGCAGCACAGCACAGGCAGGAGGGGCCACGAAAGAGUCCAAGGCAGCAGCAGUUUCUUGACAGAGUACGGAGCCCUCUGAAAAAUGACAAAGAUGGUAUGAUGUAUGGGCCACCGGUAGGGACUUAUCAUGAUCCCAGUGCUCAGGAGACUGGGCGCUGCCUAUUGUCUAAUGAUGGUCUGCCUAACAAGGGCAUGGAAUUAAAGCAUGGCUCCCAGAAAUUACAAGAAUCUUGUUGGGAUCUUUCUCGGCAAACUUCUCCAGCCAAAAGCGGUGGUCCUCCAGGAAUGUCCAGUCAAAAAAGGUAUGGGCCACCCCAUGAGACUGAUGGACAUGGACUAGCUGAGGCUACACAGUCAUCCAAAUCUAGUAAUGUUAUGCUGAGACUUCCAGGCCAGGAAGACCAUUCUUCUCAAAACCCCUUAAUUAUGAGGAGGCGUGUCCGUUCUUUUAUCUCUCCCAUUCCCAGUAAGAGACAGUCACAAGAUGUAAAGAACAGUAACACUGAAGAUAAAAGUCGCCUCCUUCACCCAUCAAAGGAAGGCGCUGAUAAAGCAUUCAAUUCCUAUGCCCAUCUUUCUCACAGUCAGGAUAUCAAGUCCAUCUCUAAGAGAGACUCCUCCAAGGACCUUCCAAAUCCAGAUAAUAGAAACUGUCCUCCUGUUACUCUCACAAGCCCUGCUAAGACCAAAAUACUGCCCCCACGGAAAGGACGGGGAUUGAAAUUGGAAGCUAUAGUUCAGAAGAUUACAUCCCCAAAUAUCAGGAGGAGCGCAUCCUCGAACAGCGCAGAGGCUGGGGGAGACACGGUUACUCUUGAUGAUAUACUCUCUUUGAAGAGUGGUCCUCCUGAAGGUGGGAGUGUUGCUGUUCAGGAUGCUGACAUAGAGAAGAGAAAAGGUGACGUGGCCUCUGACCUAGUCAGUCCAGCAAACCAGGAGUUGCACAUUGAGAAACCUCUUCCAAGGUCUUCAGAAGAGUGGCGUGGCAGCGGGGAUGACAAAGUGAAGACAGAAACACAUGCAGAAUCAGUUACUGCCGGAAAGGAACCCCCUGGUGCCAUGACAUCCACAGCCUCACAGAAGCCUGGUAGUAACCAAGGGAGACCAGAUGGUUCCCUGGGUGGAACAGCACCUUUAAUCUUUCCAGACUCAAAGAAUGUACCUCCAGUGGGCAUAUUGGCCCCUGAGGCAAACCCCAAGGCUGAAGAGAAAGAGAAUGAUACAGUGACGAUUUCACCCAAGCAAGAGGGCUUCCCUCCAAAGGGGUAUUUCCCAUCAGGAAAGAAGAAGGGGAGACCCAUUGGUAGUGUGAAUAAGCAAAAGAAACAGCAGCAGCCACCGCCUCCACCCCCUCAGCCCCCACAGUUACCAGAAGGUUCUGCAGAUGGAGAGCCAAAGCCAAAAAAACAGAGGCAAAGGAGGGAGAGAAGGAAGCCUGGGGCCCAACCAAGGAAGCGAAAAACCAAACAAGCAGUUCCCAUUGUGGAACCCCAAGAACCUGAGAUCAAACUAAAGUAUGCCACCCAGCCACUGGAUAAAACUGAUGCCAAGAACAAGUCUUUUUACCCUUACAUCCAUGUAGUAAAUAAGUGUGAACUUGGAGCCGUUUGUACAAUCAUCAAUGCUGAGGAAGAAGAACAGACCAAAUUGGUGAAGGGUAGGAAGGGUCAGAGGUCACUGACCCCUCCACCUAGCAGCACUGAAAGCAAGGCGCUCCCGGCCUCGUCCUUUAUGCUGCAGGGACCUGUUGUGACAGAGUCUUCAGUUAUGGGGCACCUGGUUUGCUGUCUGUGUGGCAAGUGGGCCAGUUACCGGAACAUGGGUGACCUCUUUGGACCUUUUUAUCCCCAAGAUUAUGCAGCCACUCUCCCGAAGAAUCCGCCUCCCAAGAGGGCCACAGAAAUGCAGAGCAAAGUUAAGGUACGGCACAAAAGUGCUUCUAAUGGCUCCAAGACGGACACUGAGGAGGAGGAAGAGCAGCAGCAGCAGCAGCAGAAGGAGCAGAGGAGCCUGGCUGCACACCCCAGGUUUAAGCGGCGCCACCGCUCCGAAGACUGUGGUGGAGGCCCUCGGUCCCUGUCCAGGGGACUCCCUUGUAAAAAAGCAGCCACUGAGGGCAGCAGUGAAAAGACUGUUUUGGACUCGAAGCCCUCUGUGCCCACCACUUCAGAAGGUGGCCCUGAGCUGGAGUUACAAAUUCCUGAACUACCUCUUGACAGCAAUGAAUUUUGGGUCCAUGAGGGUUGUAUUCUCUGGGCCAAUGGAAUCUACCUGGUUUGCGGCAGGCUCUAUGGCCUGCAGGAAGCGCUGGAAAUAGCCAGAGAGAUGAAAUGUUCCCACUGCCAGGAGGCAGGCGCCACCUUGGGCUGCUACAACAAAGGCUGCUCCUUCCGAUACCAUUACCCGUGUGCCAUUGAUGCAGAUUGUUUGCUACAUGAGGAGAAUUUCUCGGUGAGGUGCCCUAAGCACAAGGUGAGACUGUGGAGAUGAGAAGGUGGUGGACACUCGUGAUGGAAUGGAAAUCGUCCUACCGUGCAGCCACACCCUGCCCUGCCCCGCGUGCCUGCCCAUGCCAGCACUUCCUUCCUAAGUUCUCACAUCACACUCAAACCGGUGACACCACAGGAAAGAAAGACCCAAGAUGUUGGAAUGGCUGUUUCCAUGGACACAAUCUCCAUAGUGACAAUGUGGGGGGAGGGGGGAGGGGUGGGAUGAUGGGAAAACGGUGGGGGGAAUUAAAAGGGAGGGAUAAAAAAUAUAUAUAUAUAAAUCUAUUUUUAGUCUGGAAAGACUUUGUUUAAAUGAAAGGUGCGCUAUCCCUUUUGAUUCUAUUUUAAAAUUAACUAGUUAAAGAUCUCCAAAUUUGUUCCAAUGACAGUGAAAUUUAAAUGUGAAAUUGAACUGAACAAACCCUCAUCUCAUAAAGGACGGGGUGUGUGUGGCUUUGAUCUUUACCUGUCUCACACCAGUUCAGAGAACACUAGACCCAGGAUUGGAAAAGCAGACAAACAUUAAUUUGUCUCAAAGUGGGAAGGUUUUAGGGGGAGGGGGAAAAUACAUGUUUUCAAGAGCAGGGGAAUGAUGUUUAAACACAAAAUAAAUUUUUUUUUUUUCAUUUCCAGGAACACUAUUUAUUUAUUUUUUUAUUUUUAUUUUUUUCUCUUUGGGGGUGAAAUUGGUAGAUGCCCAGGGUCAUAGCUGUAUCCUGGGUCACUGUGGCUGGUGAGGACCCCAUCAAGUGUACACAGCAGCAGCAAAGUCAAAGGAUGACCCUCCUCUGGGGCCCCCUGUCCUCAGCACAUUCCAGGCAGCUGUUCCCUGACCCACAGGAACCCUUGGGGAUGGGAGGAGGCCCAGGCCUGCACCACCACAGCUGGCACUGUGAGCUGUGGGCAGGGACGGGGAGGGACUGUUGUGAUCAGUGUGGGUUAAGCUGACCAGGAACACCCAUUUAACCCUUUUUUCUUUUUGCUUUCAUUUUUGUAAAGUAAAAGAGGACCUGUCAGAUAGGCAGCCCCAUGCUACGUGAUUCUUUAUGUUGUGUUGUGUUGUUUUGUUUUGUAAAUUGUAUAAUUUUUAAAUAUCUGAGUUUUAAAAAAAGAAAAAAGUACAAAAAAAUCUUGUUAUGGCCUUAAGAAGGGGUUAGUGCAUCUUUCAGGGGUCACUCUGCCAUGGGGAUAAAAUAGCUGUUUCACAAACAGUUUUAUUUAAAAAAACAAAAAACAAAAAAAAUCAAAAAAUCAAAAAAAUAAUAAACUUCAUUUUAACCUUG
Callithrix jacchus (white-tufted-ear marmoset) is the source of this 7270-nucleotide messenger RNA. RefSeq names its product transcription factor 20 (gene TCF20). The record is from RefSeq and is a predicted model, not a curated record. Lineage: Eukaryota; Metazoa; Chordata; Mammalia; Primates; Cebidae. Gene Ontology annotation, cellular component: nucleus. Gene Ontology annotation, biological process: regulation of transcription by RNA polymerase II.